AUGACGUCUCCUACAAUUCAAAAAGAUCUCAUCAACUGUUGUGCUAAAGAAACGACAAAGCGCAUUAUACAAGAACUUGGUGAUGACUACUUUGGUAUUUUGGCCGAUGAGUCGAGCGAUGUGUCUCAAAAGGAACAACUAGCUCUUUGUUUGCGUUAUGUUGAUGGUAAAACAGGAAUGAUAGUAGAACGAUUUCUUGGGCUCGUACAUGUUGGUGACACCACUGCUAUGUCACUUAAAAAUGCAAUAAUAUCUUUGCUUAUGGAGCAUUCGUUGAGUCCAUCUAAAAUUAGAGGUCAAGGGUAUGAUGGAGCAAGUAACAUGAAAGGUGAGAUAAAUGGUCUUAAGACAUUGAUCAUGAAAGAUACUCCAUGUGCUUACUAUGUUCAUUGUUUUGCUCAUCAACUACAAUUAACAUUGGUUGCCGUUGCUAGAAAAAAUAAUGAUUGUAGUUGGCUUUUUGAAACACUUGCAAACUUGAUGAAUGUGAUUGGAGUUUCUUGCAAGCGAAGAGAUAUGAUUCGAGUAAUUCAAGCUCAAAAAGUUGCUCAUGCUUUGGAAAUUGGUGAACUUGAGAGUGGAUCGGGUUUGAAUCAAGAGGUAGGUUUGAAAAGACCUGGUGAUACUCGUUGGGGGUCUCAUUAUAAAACUCUUCUGAAUAUUAUUAACAUCUUUCCAACUAUAGUUGAGGUACUUGAGAUGAUUGGGAAGAAUGCCUCAUGUUCAGAAGAUCGAAUUAAAGCUCAAGCCAUUUUGUACUCAUUUGAGUCAUUCGAUUUCAUUUUUAUGGUGCACUUGAUGUUGACUAUUUUUGGAUACACUAAUGAUUUGUGUGUUGUUUUGCAAAAAAGAGAUCAAAAUAUUGUGAAUGAUGCGUCUCUUGUAUCAUUGUCUAAACAAUUGUUGCAAAAAACAAGAGAUUGUGGAUGGGAAACUCUCUUGGAUAAAGUCACUUCAUUCUGCACUAAAUAUGGCAUUGUUGUUCCCGAUAUGGAGGCUUCUUAUAUGCCACUAGGAAGAUCAAGGCGUUUUGUUCAACAAGAGACCAAUCUUCAGCAUUUUCGGAUUCAAAUUUUUGUGGGGGUGAUUGAUUUGCAGCUUAUGGAGCUCAAUGAGAGGUUUGACGAGGUUAAUACAGAGUUGCUUAAAUGCACGGCUUGCUUAAGUCCCCGAGAUGGUUUUUCUUCUUAUGAUAAGGAGAAAAUACUUAAACUUGCCACAUUUUAUCCAUCUGAAUUUUCAGGUGUUGAGUUGAUGUCUCUUGAAUACCAACUUGAUAUAUAUAUUGAAGAUUUGCGAAAGGAUGAUAGGUUUGGAGAUUUAAAUGAUCUUGGUGCCCUUUCGAUGAUGCUUGUAGAAACAAAAAAGCAUGAGACUUAUCCGACAAUUUAUUUGCUAAUCAAGUUGGUGUUGAUUCUCCCAGUCGCUACUGCAGGUGUGGAAAGAGUAUUUUCGGGAAUGACCUAUGUCAAAAAUAGGUUGCGAAAUAGCAUGGGUGAUCAAUUGUUAAAUGAUUGUUUGGUUACUUUCAUUGAGAAAAAUAUGUUUCUACAAAUUCCCGAUGAUGAUGUAAUUGAUCGAUUUCAGAAAAUGAAGACUCGUCGGGUCGGGCUCAACGCUCAAUUGUAA
Salvia miltiorrhiza (redroot sage) is the source of this 1629-nucleotide messenger RNA. RefSeq lists its product as uncharacterized. Lineage: Eukaryota; Viridiplantae; Streptophyta; Magnoliopsida; Lamiales; Lamiaceae. Bases 1 to 1629 code for a protein of 542 amino acids. Gene Ontology annotation, molecular function: protein dimerization activity. The record is from RefSeq and is a predicted model, not a curated record. The transcript has 2 exons.